This is a messenger RNA of Emys orbicularis (European pond turtle), 3873 nucleotides long. RefSeq names its product HIC ZBTB transcriptional repressor 2 (gene HIC2). The record is from RefSeq and is a predicted model, not a curated record. Gene Ontology annotation, biological process: regulation of transcription by RNA polymerase II. Bases 1075 to 2775 code for a protein of 566 amino acids. Gene Ontology annotation, cellular component: nucleus. Gene Ontology annotation, molecular function: protein binding; DNA-binding transcription factor activity, RNA polymerase II-specific. The transcript is spliced from 3 exons. Lineage: Eukaryota; Metazoa; Chordata; Testudines; Emydidae.
UUUAAAAACUUUCCACUGUUGCCCUAGCUCAUCCUCUGGCUGAGAGAGGUAGAAAGCAUUGCACUUUAGCAGGCUGGCCUGAGGCAUUAUCUGUCCUUCAGUCUCUUGGGUAAAGGGAGAAGGGGUAACUUUCAAUAGUACAUGAACUUAUCAAACCAAAGCAGCUCUUCUUAUAUUCCAAGGCCAGAAGGGACCAUUGUGGUCAUCUUGUCUGACCUUGUGUAGAACACAGGCCAUAGAACUUCCCCAAAAUAAUACCUAGAGCAGAUGUUUUAGAAAAACAUCCAAUCUUGAUUUAAAAAUUGUCCAUGGUGGAGAAUCCACCAUGAACCUUGGUAAAUUGUUCCAAUGGUUAAUUAUCCUCCUUGGUUUAAAAUAAAAGUGUCUUAUUUGCAGUCUGAAUUAGUCUAGCUUCAGCUUCCAGCAUUGAAUUGUGUUACACCUUCCUCUGCUAGAUUGAAGAGCCCAUUAUUAAAUAUUUGUUCCCUAUGUACAUACAGUACUUAUAGACUGUAGCCAAGUCACCUAUUAACUCCCUCUUUGUUUAGCUAAGUAGACUCAAGAAGCUCAAUCGGUCACUAUAAGGCAGGUUUUCUAAUACUUUAAUCGUCCUCAUAGCUCUUCCUGGAACCCUCUCCAAUUUAUCAACAUCCUCCUUGAAUUUUGGACACCAGAACUGGACACAGUAUUCCACCAGUGGUUGCACCAGUGCCAAAUACAGAGGAGAAAACCUCUCUGCUCCUACUCGAGGUUCUCCUAUUUAUGUAUCCAUGAAUUUCAUUAGCCCUUUUGGUCACAGCAUUGCAUUGGGAGCUCAUGUUCAGCUGAUUAUCCACCAUGUCCCUCCACAUCUUAUUCUGAGUGACUGCUUCCCUGGAGAGAGUUUCCCAUCUUAAAUGACGAGCACUCACAACUCACAUUGAAGUCAACAUCUUUGGGUCAAGUAUGCCCUCAAUCACAGCCUUGCAAUCUCGGUGACUUCAGAGGGACUGUUUACCCAUCUGUCAAACGGGUAUAAUAUUUAUAGCUGCGCUCAAGGUGGUGAAGAGAAGGUGAAAGGAAGAGAAGGUGGAGAUGGAACUGCCAAAUCAUGCCAAACAACUGCUACUGCAGCUGAACCAGCAACGAGCCAAAGGUUUCCUCUGUGAUGUGAUUAUUGUGGUAGAAAAUGCCCUGUUUCGUGCCCACAAGAACAUCCUUGCAGCCAGCAGCAUGUAUUUCAAAUCCCUCGUCCUGCAUGACAACCUGAUUAACUUAGACACGGACAUGGUGAACCCCACCGUGUUCCGACAGAUCUUGGACUUUAUUUAUACUGGGAAGCUCUUAACGACUGACCAGCCCGGUGAACAGAACUUUAAUGCUCUCCUCACCGCAGCAAGCUACCUCCAACUGCACGACCUGGCAGCUCUCUGCAGGAAGAAACUGAAGCGGAAUGGGAGGUCUUUCGCUGGCAGGGCCGGCGGCCCCAGUGUCGGGAGACCCCCCAGGAGUCAGAGGCUUUCUACCACUUCAGUCAUCCAAACUCGUUAUUCAGGGUCAACUGAGGGGAUGAAGGGCUCGCACUCAAAAGAGCUGCCAAAGGGAAAGGUCUCUGACGAUGAGAUCUUCAUCAGCAGCUCUAACCAAGAGAACUCUCACUCCUUAAGCAGGGGAGCCAACAAGAACGGCGGCAGUGCAAAUGGAAGCAGCGGCGACCAGGAGCUCGGCCUCGACCUGUCCAAAAAAAGCCCGUCGCUCCCCACGGCAGCCUCCCAGGACGACACACAGCACAGCGAAAGCCAGCACGGCUCUCCCCAAUCUGCCUCAGCCCCCGCAGCCAACAGUGCCUCAUCAUUUGACGAGUCUGCAGCCGGAGCCCCCCAGAGCGCAGCAGACAGCAGCGAGCCCAUGGAGAUGGACAUGAACGAGGAGAGCCACUCCCUGGCGGAGAGCGGCCAGCGCAAGAGCCUCCGGCACUCGGCGCGCAAGAAGGAGUGGAUAAAGAAAGACAAUGCUUUUGACCGGAAAGAGGGGGGCAAAGGUGGUGAGGAAAGCGAGGGGCUGCCCAAUGGCAUCCUGGUGGGUCCCUUGUCCAAGUCGGCCGAGCGGAACCUGAGCAACGCCUAUGGCCCGGAGCAGGCGUUCCAGUGCAAAGAGGAGAUAGAAAACGGCAAGGAGAUGAGCGAUGACAGUGGACAGAGCGAGUGUGAGAGUGGGGGGCACACCAGCGCCAACUACGUCUACCGGCAGGAGGGGUUUGAGCCUGUGGCCUACGGUGACAACCUGUAUGUCUGCAUCCCCUGCGGCAAGGGCUUUCCCAGCUCCGAGCAGCUCAACGCCCACGUGGAGACGCACACCGAGGAAGACCUCUACAUCAAGGAGGAAGGCACGUACGGUGGCAAGGAGGAAGCUGAAGAUUUGUCCAACCCUAACCAGCCCUACGCUGCAGAAUCCCGGCCCUUUAAGUGUUCAGUAUGUGAGAAGAGCUACAAGGAUCCAGCCACUCUGCGGCAGCAUGAGAAGACUCACUGGCUGACACGGCCCUUCCCUUGCAACAUCUGCGGCAAGAUGUUCACACAGCGGGGCACCAUGACACGGCACAUGCGCAGCCAUUUAGGGCUCAAGCCCUUUGCUUGCGAGGAAUGCGGGAUGCGCUUUACCCGGCAGUACCGACUGACAGAGCAUAUGCGUGUCCACUCAGGAGAAAAACCCUACGAAUGUCAACUGUGUGGUGGGAAAUUCACCCAGCAGCGCAAUCUGAUCAGCCACCUGCGAAUGCAUACCUCUCCCACAUAAGCCAAAGACUCCAGAAUGAGCUUCGAGCCCAUCCGCAGUGAUUUACCUUUCUGUAGACUUGCUGCUUAAGAGGGCAACUCCCUUCCUCUGUUCAGUCAUGGGCGGCCUAAACAAACGUAGCUUUAAGAUUUUUUUUUUUAAUUAAAGACAAAGAAAUGUAGGUCCACAGCCAAGCUGAUGCCCUUCUCAAAUCAUUCCCCACCCCUCCCUUUCUAAAUCUCAAUGGUGUGGCAAGAAAUGCCAUUUAUUUUUGUGGGUGUUGACUUGGCCUCUCUUUUGAUCCCUCCACCCAGGUAGCAGGAGUGAGGUCUCCUGCCUGUUGGAUGGUAAGUGGGAAUGAGAGAAAUUCCAUCUGAUCAAUUAGGGCUGUACCAACUCUUUAUUUUCCCCCCUCUCUUCCUUGGCACUCCUGUAGUGCUUUAUAGACAUUGAUCAAGUGUUAUUUCCUGCACUAACGAAAAGUGCAAGUGGAACCUGUCCUCCACUGGCUACUCUGUGGGCUUUGCCUUUCCUUUUGCGUUCAUGUUACAUUACUAAUGUCCCUACAGCCAGAUUCAAUAAGGGCAUUUCUUGCCACUCCUUAAAAAAAUGAACCCCAUUUUCUAACAGCCCAAGUGGCUACAAAACCACAAAGCAUUGCUUUUGCUGUACCCAGUGCAGAAGCUGUGGACUGACUGUAACAGGGUUGGUAGCCCAUUUAAAUUCUGUGGGAAGCUGUGAUGGGAGUUGUCAUCCUUCCCCAUGAGGUGGAGAUGGCUAAAGCAGUCUACCUAGGUGUGUGCCAAGUAGUAUUUCAGUUAAGGAAAUGGCAACACAUUUUUUUUCUUUUGGGUUUAGUCUUUAAUCUUGGCAUACCUAACCACAUGCCUCACCCCUCCUUUCCACCUCUGCAGCCUUACCCAUGACUGAACAGGGGUGUGGAUGCCCUGGAAAUUUCUUUCAGUGAGCAGGGGGUAGUCUUUACUUUUCUAGUAGUUUCGUAUGAAUAUUCUUUGCUUAGAGGUACUUGUUUUAUUAAAGGAAAAACCAUUGUAAUGUUUAUGUGAAUGUUUGAACUGGAAGGUCUGAGGUUAAUUCUUGGGGUGGGUGGGGUAGGGA